Emys orbicularis (European pond turtle) is the source of this 2409-nucleotide messenger RNA. RefSeq names its product MSL complex subunit 3 (gene MSL3). Lineage: Eukaryota; Metazoa; Chordata; Testudines; Emydidae. Gene Ontology annotation, cellular component: MSL complex; NuA4 histone acetyltransferase complex; nucleus. The record is from RefSeq and is a predicted model, not a curated record. The transcript is spliced from 13 exons. The coding region runs from base 31 to 1599 and encodes 522 amino acids. Gene Ontology annotation, biological process: chromatin organization; regulation of DNA-templated transcription.
GGCUUCUCCACGCUUCGCCAUGACGAACAAAUGACCGCGCGGGGAAUGAGAUUGAAGUUCCAGCGAGGCGAGCGCGUUCUCUGCUUCGAGCCCGACCCCACCAAGGCCCAAGUGCUCUAUGAUGCCAAGAUUGUUGAUAUUGUUGUUGGAAAAGAUGAGAAGGGCAGAAAGAUUCCAGAAUAUCUGAUCCAUUUUAAUGGUUGGAACAGAAGCUGGGAUAGAUGGGCAGCUGAAGAUCAUGUUCUUCGUGAUACAGACGAAAACCGCAGAUUACAACGUAAAUUGGCAAGAAAAGCUGUAGCUCGCAUGAGAAGAAAGGGAAGGAAGAAGAGACGUUGUCGGCUGCCUGGUGUUGACUCUGUGUUAAAAAGCCUUCCUGCUGAGGAAAAUGAUGAGAGCAGUGAAAAUUCUAUAAGUAGUUCUUCUGAUGACAGUGAUGAAGGAACCGAUGAAGAAAUAAAAAGUGAAGAAAGUGACAUUGAAGAGAGGACAGACAUGAAAGAAGAACAAGAGAUUCACACUAAAAGGGAUAUGGAAGAAAGAGCAAUAAGCAUAGAAAUUCCUGAAGUUUUGAAAAAAAAGCUUGAAGAAGACUGUUAUUAUAUUAACAGGAGAAAACGGCUAGUGAAACUGCCUUGUCAGAGAAAUAUAAUAACUAUCUUGGAGUCGUAUGUGAAGAAUUUUGCCAUUAAUGCAGCGUUUUCAGCUAAUGAAAGAUCUCGGCACCAUCAAAUGACUUCACAUGUCAACAUGAACCUUCAUUAUGUCCCACCAGAAAAGAAUGUUGAGUUAUGUAAAGAAAUGGUGGAUGGACUGAGGAUAACCUUUGACUUCAUUCUUCCAUUGAUCUUGCUCUAUCCCUAUGAGCAAGCACAGUUUAAGAAGGUGACUUCAUCCAAAUUCUUUCUUCCAAUCAAAGAAAAUGCAGCAAACACUAACAGAAAUCAGGAGGAGCUAUCCCCGAGUCCACCUCUGCUGAAUCCACCAACUCCUCAAUCCACAGACAGUCAGCCUACAACAGGCGAGCCAGCAACACCCAAGAGGCGAAAAGCUGAGCCUGAAAUACUACAGUCUCUGAGGCGUUCUACACGUCAUACAUCGAACUGUGACAGGUUGUCAGAAAGUAGUGCAUCUCCACAACCUAAACGACGGCAUCUCGAUACGCCUGCUUCAAUGCCAAAACUGUUUUUGCAUCUGGAAAAGAAAACGCCGGUCCAUAGUGGGUCGUCAUCACCUAUCACUCUGACUCCUAGCAAAGAAGGGAGUGCAGUAUUUGCUGGCUUUGAAGGUAGAAGAAAUAACGAAUUCAAUGAGGUGUUGUCUUGGAAACUGAUGCCAGAGAACUAUCCCCAAAGCGAUCAGCCACCUCCUCCCUCUUACAUCUAUGGAUCUCAGCAUUUGCUACGGAUGUUUGUUAAACUUCCAGAGAUACUGGGGAAGAUGUGCUUUCCUGAUAAAAAUCUAAAAGCUUUGGUAAAGCAUUUUGAACUGUUCUUGAGGUUUCUAGCAGAAUACCAUGAUGACUUCUUCCCAGAAUCUGCUUAUGUAGCUGCAUGUGAGGCUUACUAUAGCACCAAGAAUCCUCGGGCAAUCUACUGAAGCUUUUAGUGAACAAUAAAUCCUGCUGUACAUAGCCCAUGGUUGUUGCUGCUUUGCCACAUAGCUACGAGAUGAAGAUGAAAUGGAAUUUGUAUGGCCUUUUUCAGAUAGGAAAAAGGGAGUCGCUUCUAUGACUACUGGAUUCGUUAGCAGAGAUGGACCACUUCUUGUUUUAGAGCCAUGCAAACAUUGCAUUCUGAAUUUCUCCAAGUGUUGCAUGUAAGCUGCACUUCUAGAAGAAGCCCUGCACUGACUUCUAAUGCAUAGGACUGCAUAUAGUUCUUAUUAAGAAGUGUGUGUGGGGGGGAAGCAGGUGCAUUAGCAGUGGGACGCUUUCAUGAAAACAAAUACCUCAUGCUGUCUUUCAUUUUAACAUGAACUGUUUUCAGCAUGAAAAGUUAAACUGGCUUCACUCUCGUGUAAGGAGAAUGCAUAACUGGCAUCCUGUGGAUUUCGUUUCACACACAGAACGCACACUUCAUUUUGUGAAACGGUCAUGGCAGAAAAGAGUGCUGCAUGUAGAGGAAGAAUUGCAUAGCAAUUUUAUUGUCAUGGUCUCUGACUCAAGGAAGUAGUUUUCUGUGGCUUAAAUGAAAAAUGUUGCUUGGUUUUUCUUUUUAAAAGGUAUCUGUCUUUCCCAUAGUAGGUUGCCACAGUUACAAGUGCAGACCUCACCAGUGAUUCAUCUUAUCCAUGUCUGUGAAUGAUUCCUAAAGGCAUUAAAGAACAGGAUGUUCUAACAGGUUCUCACAGAGUAAGCAUAGAGUGAAUAAAGUGACAGCAAUUACUUUGGCAAACUUUUUUCUUAAU